UGGAUCUUGUUUUGCAAACUGCACUGCAAAGAGGUUGAAGAGGCUUUGAGGUCAGUGAAUCGCGAGGCAAAUGACGGAACAGCGCAGAUUAGUGAUCAGAAUUGUGCUCUUUUGCAAUGGCGAGCCGAGCUUCAAAGGCGAAUGAGCGCCCAACAGGACCUUCGAGCGGCCAUCCAGAUAUCGAGACGAUCACAUUUCGACCAGGCCGGCACUCUUCGGGAUAUUCAUAAACGUCAGGUGAAUGAAGCUCCGGCAGCUCAUGUACCACCUGCCGACCAUGCACCUCCACCACAAGUGCAUCCUCGACCACAAGCACAUCCUCCCCCGCCUCGUGGCGCCUUGGACUUAAUUGCCAACCCAGAUACUCAGGCCGAAGCCCGCCGGCGAGUGGAUGUUAUGACUACUUCGACAGUGCCUCGUUCUGGUGUCUUACGGGAGUGCAUUGCUUGCUCAGAAAGUCAUCCCGAGUACGAUAUGAUUGAAAAUAGCUGUUCACAUGUCUACUGCCAAGGAUGUGUCAUCCGCCUUCUUCAAAAUUCCCUGGCUGAUGAAAGCUUGUUUCCUCCUCGUUGCUGCCGUCUACCUUUGCCAUUGGAAACUGCGCGUGGUAUAAUCGAUGAUGGCCUGUGGGCGAGAUUUGAAGAGAAGACGAUUGAGCAUGGAGAUCAACAUCAUACUUAUUGCUCGAAUCCGGCUUGCUCUCGGUAUAUUCUGCCGACAUAUGUCUGUGGUGCAAUCGGAACUUGCAGAUUGUGUAACCGACAAACCUGCACCCUCUGCAAGAAGAUCAAUCAUCAAGGAGAAUGCGUUGAUGACCGUGCAGAGGUCCUAGAGCUCGCAAGAGCAGAAGGAUGGCAAAGGUGUUCGAAUUGCAGUCAUCUUGUUGAGCUUCGCAGCGGCUGCAAUCAUAUCACAUGCCGUUGCCGUCAUGAAUUUUGUUAUAUGUGUUCUGCUCCAUGGAAGCAGUGCGAAUGCGCCCAUUGGGAUGAAGCAAGGCUUCAAGAGCGGGCGGAGCUGAUUGCGGCUCGAAACCAGGCCGGUCCUCCUGCAACGCAGGCUGUUGAGCAAGCUGCUCAGUUCUUAAUUGCGCGACACGACUGCUAUCAUGAGGGCACGUGGAAAAAGCUCGGGAUCUCCGCCGAAUGUGAGGAAUGUGGUGAUUUGAUGCCCGAUUUUAUCCUUGAAUGCAGGCAUUGUAGACUCCAAGCCUGCAAGUCCUGUCGGACACAUAGGUUCUAA
This is a messenger RNA of Penicillium samsonianum, 1239 nucleotides long. Its product is annotated as BRcat and Rcat domain-containing protein. Gene Ontology annotation, cellular component: cytoplasm; ubiquitin ligase complex. The annotation marks the transcript as partial. Gene Ontology annotation, biological process: positive regulation of proteasomal ubiquitin-dependent protein catabolic process; ubiquitin-dependent protein catabolic process; protein polyubiquitination. Lineage: Eukaryota; Fungi; Ascomycota; Eurotiomycetes; Eurotiales; Aspergillaceae. The record is from RefSeq and is a predicted model, not a curated record. Gene Ontology annotation, molecular function: zinc ion binding; ubiquitin protein ligase activity; ubiquitin conjugating enzyme binding. The transcript has 2 exons.